AUGCUAACUUCUGCACCAUUAUUUCUUCAUUUUCCCGUCGACCAUAAACCAUUAAUACUCACAACCGACGCAAGUGGUAUCGGAGUCGGAGGUGUUUUACAACAAAAAGUAGAUGGUCAAUUACGUAAUUUAUAUUAUCACUCACAAUUGAUGACACCUUGUGAAAAAAAAUAUAGCACUAUUGAAAAAGAAGCACUUGCUAUAUAUAAAUGUUUUGCAAGAAUGCGACCAUUUCUGUUAGGCAGAAGCAUCAUCCUUAUGACAGACCACUGUCCAUUAUGCAACAUCAUGCAUAAAACUGUAAGAAAUGUAAGAGUAGAUAGAAUUGCUACUUUAAUACAAGAAUAUAAUAUUGAACAAGUAAUUCACAUUAAGGGUCGGGAAAAUUGUUUACCAGAUUAUUUAUCCAGGCAUCCAAGAGAACAGGAUGACGAAUUAUAUGAUAUUGAUUAUGGCAUUGCUAGUAAAGAGAAUUUCUUGCAGCCAGAAUUUCCGGCUGAAGGAGCACAAGUCUCUUUGCUACGUUCCAAUAAACCACGAUUAGUAGCAGCAAUGACUUUAAGAUCACGUAAGAAUAAGAAUCAAACAGUUCAAGUAACAACAAUCCCAGAUAACGAAGAUGCACUAAAUAAUAAUGACUUUAACUCUGAAUCCGAUAAAGAUACACCGUCUACUUCACCCAUACCAUUAAAUUUCUCGUCUAAUCAUUUUGAUGUCACGAAACUGAAAGAGGAGCAACAGAAAGAUUCCCAUAUACAACACAUAAUACAGCAACUCAAAGAAAAUCCGGGUAAUCCAACAUUCACAUGCAAAGAUGGUCUUCUCUAUAAACUUAUCACACCAUCACGUUUUUCAAAAACCAACGUUCCGGUAGUUUAUUUAUCAUCAUUCAUGAUAAAACCGCUUCUUCAUGCUUGUCAUGAUGAUCCAAUGAUCGGAGGACACUUUUCUACUAAUAGAACAUAUAAUAAAAUUCGAACUCAUUAUUGGUGGCCAAACAUGAAACAUACUAUUAAGAAGCAUAUACAAUCUUGUCUAUUAUGUCAGCAAUACAAUAUAAGUCGUUAUAAAAAACACGGCCAUCUUCGACCAAUCCCACCCCACGACGGACCUUUCAUGUUAGUCGGCAUCGACUAUUGUGGUCCCUUCAAAAGGACACCGCGUGAAAAUCAGUACGUACUUGUUAUAACUGACUACUUCACUCGACACAUAACAGCGAUAGCCCUACCUGACUGCAGUGCUCAAACGACAGCACAAGCACUAUUCAAUGAUUACUUCUGUAAAUAUGGAAUUCCAGCAGUUAUUAUUAGCGAUCAAGGUCCACAUUUUCAAAACAUUUUAAUGGAAAACAUUCAAAAAUAA
Molecule: messenger RNA, 1362 nt
Organism: Didymodactylos carnosus
Lineage: Eukaryota; Metazoa; Rotifera; Eurotatoria; Philodinida; Philodinidae
Source: the annotation of a GenBank genome assembly